Molecule: messenger RNA, 6915 nt
Organism: Spodoptera litura
Lineage: Eukaryota; Metazoa; Arthropoda; Insecta; Lepidoptera; Noctuidae
Source: RefSeq, a predicted model, not a curated record
UGCGUUUGGUAUUUGUAGACAGACAAAGAAAGAAAAUAAUAUGUGGGUACCUAUAUAUCACUAGGCAGGUACCCACUCUGUCUGUUAAGUUGCUGCCUCCGAAUAAUCAAUAAUUUUAUUACAUAUCCAUAACUUCCUAUGUUGCAACCACAACCAAUCGUAUUGCAUUGAAGUUUUCUGCAAUUCGAAACACACCCAAUCACCACAUGUAAAUGCGUGGAAUGAAACGUACUUUACGACCAUGACGAGGAAACUUGUUCAAAUGACGCAUGUCAAAUUUUAGUGAAUCGGAACGUACCUUUAGGACUGACUUGGCGAUUCGGAUUUUCUUUCAGUGAUUAUCUCGAUGACUUGUGUAAAUUCAAUGUAAAUUUGAUUUGUUAAAUGACAGUUUAUUAUUUGUGAUUCGCGGACGUGUAUCGAGUAUACUUACAACUGUGCUCAUGUGGCCGCCGGGUAUAAAGGACAUAUUGCAGUGACUGGUUAUAAUUUUCCAAAAACAAAUAACGUAGAACCAUCAAUAUGAUACAAGACGAUGAGUUCGAGGCCCUGGUGACAACCCCAGAGCGUAUAAAGGCUCUGGGGUUCAAGCCACAGAAGGAAAUCUUGACGAAUCACAUCUUACCAUAUGCCGCCGAGUUGGAUGAUGAGGCCUCAAGAUUCCUACAACAAGUGAAGACAAACCUGGCGAAGGCCGUCAUGUUGCGUGAGAUGAAGCCAGCCUGCGGUGUGUGGUCCUCCAGGCUCAUGAAGUAUAUUCGAAUCCAUGGCCUGAAGUUCAGCAAGGAGGAUCACAUAAAGCUAAUAAAACUGGCUUAUGAGCUUGUCCUUAUACCUGACCUCGAACCAUGCAAGAUUCAUAAGUUCGCUACCAUGUUUCUGAUGCUCACUAAGAAAAGACAAUUGAUUUCACCUGACGAACUGACGCUGCAUUGGCGUCCGCUCUACGAUAUGGGCAAAAAAAUAUUCGACAAGAGCGCCACUCAUAUUGGAAUGUACCAUUACCUGACUUCCCUCGAAGGAUCAUAUAUUUCGAUGGUUAAAUGCGCAAGACCAUAUUUCCCUUUGACUGCAACAAAAGAGAUCCUAGCGGAGUUGAUGCCUCAAAUAAACCCAUGGUCCACGGACACACACGUGGUAUGUCAGCUGGCUGUGUUCCUGCCGGUGGCUUUAAACCCUCAGUAUGCGGAGUUCGGCCACCACCUGUGGUUCGACGAGAUCAUGUCGCUCUGGGAUACAUGCUACAACUCACAAUGCGGUAUCUCGGAUUUAAUGAUGCUGUUUGCGGGGCUAGCGAAACGCAACCCUGGCGCGAUAGACUGGCAGCCGCACGUGCCGAAGAUGUUCACGAGGUUUCUACACGCUCUAAACCUCCCAGUCAGCUACAAAGACAUGCAGAUCACACGCUGCCAUUCGUUAGACAUGAAACACGUGGCUUCGUGGAUUGUAUGGAGCAUUGCCCCUGACGGCGAGGUGCUCAAGCACUUGCGCAGCUUCCUGGCAGGAGUCGAGAGCUAUCUGCACAGCGCUAACUCGGGCCGCUGGUCUUAUAAGCUGAGGGACCUGCUCAGGAAACUGGCUAGAGAGUUUCUAAACAGGGUACGUCGUGAACGUGAACCUAAAUUCAAGGAAAGUUGGGAGAACCAAACUCCGGCUCACUACCGACUGAAAGACGAAGACAUUACAGAGUUUGUUCAGAUCGUGCUGGAGCCGACACUACAGGCAGUGUACAGCCGCAGUGGCUCGCUCGAUAUAUCUAUUGCACUACACAACCUAGCGACGCUACGCCCCGCCAUAGUAGUCCCGCCUCUCCUGGAGAGACUGAAGACUUCUCUGACGUCUCUGACGGAGCCGCACCGAGUGACGGCCGCCAUGUCUGCAGUGGCCGCCGUGGCGCGACCCAUGCUGCGCGGCGCGGACGCCGGGUACCCGGAGGGACCCACCCACGUAGUACCGUUCCUGCUGGCUGUACUACCGGGGCUUGAUCCCAAUGACAUUAAAAAGACAUUGGUCACACUACACUUCAUACUCAUCUUCACAUGGAUGGUGCCUUUCAUAGACUGUAGUUCAGCUCACGAGCACUGGUCGGACCUCACCGAGGAAGAACUCCUCACCUGUGAGUCUACCGCUCAACUCGAGGACUUUGUGCUCGUCUUCUUAGACAGAUUGUUUGUAAUCAUCGAGUCUAGUGUACUCGAACAUGUAAGACUGGAUACUAAAGAAUCCGACGCCGUUCGCAGUAAGACUGACGCUGUAAUGGAAACUGCCAUCUCUUCGGCCGCGACAGCUGUACUGAUGCAGUGCUCGCCGAAGAUAUUUAAGGAAGCAUUAAGAAAAUUCAAAGCCUUCGCCACAGAAACGACAUUUGAAACGAAUGUAUCUGGAAGUAUGGUUGGUGUAAUGUUGCAUGUGUUUGCUAGAAUUGACUCGGAGGCCACCCUGGCUGCGUUCUUGCCGGACCUGUGUGAACAACUGUCGGAGUUGCUGUCGACGGACGAGGCGCUGCACGAGGAGAACCCCUCGCGUGACCUGGUCUACAGACUGGUGUUGUUGAUGCAUGUGGUGGAGUGUGACGGUGUUGUACUGCUCAAAUAUGUCCCCGACAUCCUGCCCAUACUGGACAGGGCUCUGAAGUUACAUUCUAACUACGCGCUGUCGAGAGCGUGUGAGGUGCUGAGUCAUAUGCUCAACUCGUUGUGCUAUAUUGAUUUGAAAGAGUGGAAGAGUUCGCCGAAGGAUUACGGCUCGGCUCCGGAGACGUGGCUGCCUAUACGGGAGUGGGGAUACGGGUGUAUGUUGAAGGAUACUAACUUCAAGUGGCACGUGCCGAGCGAGGCGGAGGCUCAGUGUGCGCAGAUGUUGAUAGACCGGUAUCUCACGGCGGAAGCAGCCCGGCUGGAGCAAUGGAUCAGUGGGGACCGAGACAUGUGUCGUGAGCGACGACUGAGGAGCUUCUAUAUCAUUAAUGCACUGCUAGCGUGCAGCACUUUUCUACCGCCACCUAAUGAAGACUCUGUUUCCUUUUUGGAAUCUCACGUGCCUGCUACAAGCAUUCCAUUUACCAGCGGCGUGCGCUACGAAGUGACACUGAACGGGGAGAAUGUGCGCGUGGCCUUGACCCGUCUGCUACUUAAGGUGCAAGCCAAAUUAUUGGGCGAAAAGACUGAUGAUACCAAGGGCCUUGAGAUGCUGAUACAGGUAUGGGAACGCGUAGUAGUUAUGAAAGGUAUGCGCGGAGGGCCUGGACUAGAGGCUCGACUGAGGUCGUAUGGGGCUUUAGAGAGGGCACUGGACGGGCGCGGUGGAGCCCCGGACCGGAAGGGGAGCUCCCGGGGCGUUGGCACUGCACGACUGCGGAUGCUCACUGCCGAUGCUGCAAGGCUACAUGAUGACUCACGAUAUGAUCUAGUCUGCGAGGCCGGGAUCACCCCGUCAGCUCUCAAAGCUCUGCACGCUUUAGCUGAGCUCUCUAUCAAUACCUACAGCUCUGUCCGCAUAUUAGCGCAAAUCCGUUUGUACUGGAUGCUGAGCCAUUACCCGUAUUCGUAUCGGGCGUUGGUACCAAAGUUGGCGGAAAUAUUGGCCAAAGGUGGUGAAGGGGACGAGUGGCAUGCGCGUCAUAAAGGCGCACUGUUUAUGAUGCUGGGGCCACGCAGUGGACCAUUGGUGGCUAAGCAGGAUUGGGACGUAGUGCGCACGCUAUGGCCUGCUAUACUUAAUGCGCCGCUUAGCGAGAAACCCAGCAUGGUUCGGCUAGAACAAGCGUUCAGCGAUAGUCUCCAUCGUCACUUCCCUACAGUGAACACUCGCCUUACUAUGAGUACAACGGCGGUAGACGCGGCCGCGGUACUUAUUACUGAAGAGGAACGUUCCGACCCACAUUUCAGCAAGAUUCUCAAUGAAUCCAUUGCGAGAGAAACUGCCAGCUCAGACAGAACUGAGAAAAUCUACAAUGAACUCAUUGUAGAACUUAUGCGAGUCGUCGAAACUCCUAAUAUCCAAUGGCGUCGCUUGGAGCUAGCGAUGCAGAUGCUAACCUUCUGCCCUUCCCUUCAAACCCCAUACCCUGGGUCCGCUGUCCGGGGGAUGGUACAGGCAUUACUACACGAUGACAUCGCCGUCAGACGUACAGCACAACGACUAGUGCACUAUGUACUAAAACAACGCAAGCACAAACUUAUUAAGAUUGAAAUUGAUCCGUAUGACAUCGCUGGCGUACCUCGCCCUGAUAAACGUACACCUGGGUACCGAAAGGAUCUUGAAUGGGCAAUAUGGUCUGAUGACAGGGUAUAUAAAACUGACGAAGAAUGGGAUCAACCCUGGUUGAGGAACUCAAUGUACGGAUUUUAUGCCUGGCCCGAGAAGUUAGAGAUAGCAGCACCAUCUAGCGAGCAGGUAUACUCCUCGGACCUGGCUCCGGAAGACAUGGAGGAAGGCGAGCGUCACCUGUAUGAGUUCUUCAACAACGAGGAUAAUGUCAACAAGCUGGUUGCCUUCUUGACCGUCGAGGAGAAGAAGGGCAAGGACAAGUUCAAUGGAGUGCGCUUCUCUUUAUUCAAGACAUUAUUCGCGCAAUUCGGCAACGAUAUAAGCGCUAGAUUCCUGCGUCACGCGGAGCGUUGCGCGGCGGACUCUCAAGAGGCGAUGCAACGUUACGCGGCAGAGGUGACUGCCGCCGCCCUGCGCGCGCCGCGGUACUGGCCCAGGGACAGGGCCAUGGACAUGUAUGCUGCCGCCGUCAAUAUACUACAGAUUGGUUUAUCAUCGGUUACCCCCGAAACUCUUGAGGACUGGGGCACCUGCGUGGCUACUGGCGUGGAGAAGUUAGACCCAACCCGCGGCCGUCAAGUAAUAGAAGGAUUAGUCCAGAUUUGCGCGCCACGAUCACGCACCCGAGAUAAUGAACCAGAUGUUGAUACUUCAUUCAGUAUCUGUGCUAGACUUUAUGCCCUACAGGGUGCACUGGGCUCCCUACGUUGGAGGGCGGCACCACUGGCUGCUGAACUGUUGAAGCGGUUGGAAGAGGCCAACUUCACACAGCAUCCCUAUCAAAACGUACGGGAAACUGUCGGCAGUUUGUUGAUGACGAUCUUCGACACGGAGCUGGUGUUCCCCGGCGGGCACAAUGGUCCCGCGCCCCGUCUGGCUGACUUCUUGGAUACUGUACAACCACGACUCGCCGCGCUCUAUGACGAGAACGGCGAUAUAGUGAUAAAGACGGCAGCGUCAGCGGCCAUGCAGUGCAGUCCGCGCGAGCCGGCGGCGGGCUGCGCGGCCGACGCGCGCCUGCCGCCGCGCGCGCUGUCCGCCGCCGCCGACGUCGCCAUACACGUCGCCAGGCUCGCGCAGGAACACGCGCCGCCCUCCGACGACACACAGGCGACGGAGGCAGGAGAGUCUUCGGACACAGAAGGCGAAGCACGAGUGCCCCGUGCAGAGCGCCAACUAGUGUCCCGUCUCGACACCGCACUGCGCCUCACUGGAGACGUGGCCGCGCCCGCACCGCAGGACCAUGCGCGGGCGUUGAACUUACUCACUACUGUGCUCCGCGGGUGCAUGGGCGUGGUGGUGCGCGGCGUGGCGUGCCGGCCGGAGCGCCAGUACGUGGUGGCGGGCGCGGCGUGCGCGCUGCCGCACGACGAGCUGCCGCGCGCCGCCGCCGCGCUGCUCGCCUCGCUCGCGCUCGCGCACCACUGCAGCCGCGCCUUCGACACCGCGCUGCAACAUCUCGAGACACUCUCCAACAGUCGGUCAUGGUCGGCUCGCCUCGCGUGCCUGGACUUCGCUCAGCCACUACUGUUCUACGGACUGCCAUUGUUAUGUGACCGCGCCGAUCGCGCCAUCGCCACUGAGCGCUUCGCACUCAAACUGAUGCGAGAUCCAAGACUUGAGGUGCGACAGUCUGCAGCGAAGUUACUAACAGGCCUAAUGCAUUGUCGCGCGCUGCCGGACGAGAGUGUCACGAUGCAGGGACUCAUGCGGAGCUGUCGGUCUAAGCAACUGGUGGAACGGCACUGCGGCGUGCUGGGGCUCUGCGGGUACCUGGCGUCGCGCCCAUACAGUCUUGGCGACCGACUCGGCGACGUACUGGCCGAGCUGGCGCGACAUACCAGCGCGCCGGACCCCAUCCCCGCCACCAUCCGCGACGCACUUGCAGACUUCCGCCGCACGCACCAGGACGACUGGCCCAAACAUCGCGAACAACUCACCGAGGAGGAACUCGACCUCCUCGCUGACCUCACCUCGCCCCCCUCUUACUGCGCUUGAGUCGACUAUUGCUACAUAGUUUUAUCUCUUUUUAUGAUAAGGUAUUUAUAGGGAUGCAUCCGAUAACGAUAUAUCGGCGAUUGCGUUUUCCGAUGUAUCGGAAUCGGCGAUAUUAAUUUUGCUGAUAUAGCCUUUGACAUGCUUAUAACUUUUCGCUGUUAUUACCGUGUUUAAUUAAAUCUUGUAAACACAAUUGUCUACUCUAAAAGCUUCAAUUAAUAAAUACUUUUCUUCCCCGGACUUGCGCUGUAUAUUUCACUAUCUUGUGAUUGCGGUGUGAAUUAUUUUAACUUGACUGUAUGUCAUUUUUGAAAAAUUUAUAUCCUAAUCAGUAUUGACGAUACUUCUUUAAAAAUAUCUUUAUCGUGUCGGCUAAAAUGUGCAUCGAUGCAUCUCUAGUAUUUAAUUGUGAUAUUCAACAAUAGCUUUAUGUAUGACACAAAUUUUAGUUGCAUAAUUACUCCAAAGUGUUAUUGUUUCGUAAAACACAAGUGAACGUAGCUAAUAUAAUUACUGUGUUCUAUCAGUGCAGUGACUUCAUAGGCCUAAUAUUUAGUGAAUUAGUGUUCGCAUCUCCUGCAUCUACAUACAUGUAACCUACCUUUUUACUAUAACUAGUUAUUCACGUAGAAUCUGUAACGGUGGUGG